Colletotrichum chrysophilum is the source of this 630-nucleotide messenger RNA. RefSeq lists its product as uncharacterized. The transcript is spliced from 3 exons. NCBI's taxonomy places the organism in Eukaryota, Fungi, Ascomycota, Sordariomycetes, Glomerellales, Glomerellaceae. Bases 1 to 630 code for a protein of 209 amino acids. Gene Ontology annotation, molecular function: acyltransferase activity, transferring groups other than amino-acyl groups. The record is from RefSeq and is a predicted model, not a curated record.
AUGGCCACUCCCGUAGUAGAGGCUGCCCGGAUUCAGGACGCGCCCGCGCUCGCCGAAUUAUUCUUCAAGUCUUUCAAUGAUGAGUUUUUCCAGACUCUGUUUCCUCAAAAUGAGUUUGGACGAGACUACAUGACCAAGGCGUACGAGAUGUUCAUGCGUUCCAAAGAGAACCAUAGCCAAGAGGGUCAAGUCUACGUGAUAAGAAACGAUGAAGGUGAAGUCGUCGCUUCGUGCCUUGUGUGGAUUAUUCGUCCCGAGGACAACGGAACCUGGUCCUGGCGGAAGCGCUGGCCUGCCGCGAAUGCAGGCCAGAAGGAUGAGCUUCUCGAUCAAUUCUUCACCGACAUGGCCCUUCAACACGACCAGAACAUGGGAAAAGAUGCACACGUCUACUUUGAAUUGAUCAUGACGGACCCUGCUCACAAGCGGAGAGGUUAUGCUCUCGCACUCCUCCAACACGCCUCCGAAAUUGCGGAUCAGCUGGGUUAUCGGAUGUACCUCGACUCCGACCAGGAUGUCGUGCCGCUCUACGAACGCGUCGGGUAUGUUGUUCGCGGCAGUGCGGGCAAGGCUUCACUCAUGGUUCCUAUGGUGAGACCAGCGAAAGUACAAGUUUCUGCACAAGCAUAG